Molecule: messenger RNA, 687 nt
Organism: Gorilla gorilla gorilla (western lowland gorilla)
Lineage: Eukaryota; Metazoa; Chordata; Mammalia; Primates; Hominidae
Exons: 4
Coding region: 1-687 (228 amino acids)
Source: RefSeq, a predicted model, not a curated record
AUGAUCUGGGCCUCAACAGGUCAGCGCCACCGCGAGGCAGGAGGUGGGCCUAAAGAGCUUGACUGGAGAAAGUUUUGGCCCUACAAAGGCUGGAAGGAGCUGAGCCAAAAGAGGCCCCAAACGGCCUCCGAUCAGUGGGCUCCUCCAGGCCCAGCUUGGGCCUCCCAGCGGCCUCUGCAGACCCAAGUCAUCCUGAAGUCGGCCUCUCCAGGCCCAGCUCCGGCCUCCCGGUGGCCUCUCCAGCAAGCAACCUGUUUUGGCUCAGCUCCUGCCCAGCUCCCGCCGGCCUUUGGACCCCCCAAACUUUCUCCAGCCAAGCUCUUCAGGCCUACCUCCUGCCUCCUGGUGGCCUGUACGGGCCCAGCUCUGGCUGGAGAACAGCCUCUGCAGGCCCCGCUCUUGCCUCCCAGGGGCCUCUCCAGGCCCAGCUCUCGCCCCACGGUGGCCUCCUGGGGCCAAGUCCCUGCCUGCCUCCCGGCAGCCCGUGAGCGGCCCAGCUCCUCCCUCAGGGUGGCCUGUUUAGGCCCAACUCGUGCCUCUGGCACCCUGUCCAGAGGCGUGAGCCCCUGCCUCACACUGGCCUCUCUCAUGCUGAGAGAGGUCCUCCCUCACGCUGGCCUGUUGAGGCCCAGCUCAUGUCUCUGGUGGCCUCUCCAGGUCCAGCCCCUGCCUGUUGGCGGCCUCUAG